Cryptomeria japonica (Japanese cedar) is the source of this 1338-nucleotide messenger RNA. RefSeq names its product pectate lyase 1-like. The record is from RefSeq and is a predicted model, not a curated record. The transcript has 3 exons. The coding region runs from base 102 to 1226 and encodes 374 amino acids. Gene Ontology annotation, molecular function: pectate lyase activity. NCBI's taxonomy places the organism in Eukaryota, Viridiplantae, Streptophyta, Pinopsida, Cupressales, Cupressaceae.
AAACCUCACAAAGAUCAUCUCACAACUCAACAACGCAGUCAAUCUGCUCAUAAUCAUAGCAUAGCCGUAUAGAAAGAAAUUCUACACUCUGCUACCAAAAAAUGGAUUCCCCUUGCUUAGUAGCAUUACUGGUUUUCUCUUUUGUAAUUGGAUCUUGCUUUUCUGAUAAUCCCAUAGAUAGCUGCUGGAGAGGAGACUCAAACUGGGCACAAAACAGAAUGAAGCUCGCAGAUUGUGCAGUGGGCUUCGGAAGCUCCACCAUGGGAGGCAAGGGAGGAGAUCUUUAUACAGUCACAAACUCAGAUGACGAUCCUGUGAAUCCUGCACCAGGAACUCUGCGCUAUGGAGCAACCCGAGAUAGGCCCCUGUGGAUAAUUUUCAGUGGGAAUAUGAAUAUAAAGCUCAAAAUGCCUAUGUACAUUGCUGGGUAUAAGACUUUUGAUGGCAGGGGAGCACAAGUUUAUAUUGGCAAUGGCGGUCCCUGUGUAUUUAUCAAGAGAGUGAGCAAUGUUAUCAUACACGGUUUGCAUCUUUACGGCUGUAGUACUAGUGUUUUGGGGAAUGUUUUGAUAAACGAGAGUUUUGGGGUGGAGCCUGUUCAUCCUCAGGAUGGCGAUGCUCUUACUCUGCGCACUGCUACAAAUAUUUGGAUUGAUCAUAAUUCUUUCUCCAAUUCUUCUGAUGGUCUGGUCGAUGUCACUCUUACUUCGACUGGAGUUACUAUUUCCAAUAAUCUUUUUUUCAACCAUCAUAAAGUGAUGUUGUUAGGGCAUGAUGAUGCAUAUAGUGAUGACAAAUCCAUGAAGGUGACAGUGGCGUUCAAUCAAUUUGGACCUAACUGUGGACAAAGAAUGCCUAGGGCACGAUAUGGACUUGUACAUGUUGCAAACAAUAAUUAUGACCCAUGGACUAUAUAUGCAAUUGGUGGGAGUUCAAAUCCAACCAUUCUAAGUGAAGGGAAUAGUUUCACUGCACCAAAUGAGAGCUACAAGAAGCAAGUAACCAUACGUAUUGGAUGCAAAACAUCAUCAUCUUGUUCAAAUUGGGUGUGGCAAUCUACACAAGAUGUUUUUUAUAAUGGAGCUUAUUUUGUAUCAUCAGGGAAAUAUGAAGGGGGUAAUAUAUACACAAAGAAAGAAGCUUUCAAUGUUGAGAAUGGGAAUGCAACUCCUCAAUUGACAAAAAAUGCUGGGGUUCUAACAUGCUCUCUCUCUAAACAUUGUUGAUGAUGCAUAUAUUCUAGCAUGUUGUACUAUCUAAAUUAACAUCAACAAGAAAUAUAUCAUGAUGUAUAUUGUUAUAUUGAUGUCAAAAUAAAAAUGUAUCUUUUACUAUUUA